UUUUCUUACAUUUGGAAAAUGUGCUGAGUUUGGAUAUAAAGCUAUGAGGGAAUGGAUAUUUACAUAUGUAGAAUUCACCACAAAAGAUUUACAUACGAGAAAAAUAAACAUCUGCUUUGAAAUCAUUGGCUAUUGGUAAUUCUCAGUGAAUCUCACAACAUUGGAACGUAAAGAGUGAUCUCUGUACAAAUGGUGGAAGUCAUUUCACAGAUUUUGUUUUAAAGAGACUUUUUUACAAUAAAAGCUUCAAAUGGAUGCUUGAAUGAACACAUAUUUCAUGUUUACAUUAAGUUGGAAGAAACAGUGAAAUUAUAGAUGGCUCAUAGGCUGCAAAAUGAAAUGGAAUGAGUACCUCUGACUGCGGAGUACAUUAUGGUAUAAGAUUUCUACAAAGUUGUGUAUGAAGAUCAGAAAUCUGUCACCAAUGUCUAGUGGUGCCUUUGGAGGACGGUAUUUUAUCCACAAUGCAACAGAACAAGAAUCGGAUGAUGCAUAUUUCAGUUGUACAUCUGGGGAUGAUUGCAAUCGAGUGAAUAGUUGUAACGGAAUAACCUCUGAAUGUCAAACUAGCAAAAUGACAAAUGGAACAUGUUCUCCACCAGAUGAUGGUGAAUGUUCCCUAGAACAGGUUACAUGCAUGAAUGGUGCUUCGCCAGAUCGAGUAAAAAGGAGAUCAUGUACGCGGCAAAAUUCGUCAAUUCCAGGUGAAAAAUAUUUGUGUCAGAAGGACUCUAAAGGACUUGUGUCCAGAUAUGAUGUUCGGAAUCUGGAGUUCAUGUCUGCUGAUUGUUACCGUAACGAUGUUCCCUACAGACAAGAGGAAAUGGACGAUGAGGGAAGUAAAGAUUCAAAAAAAAAUUCAGAAUGCUCAAAUUUAGAAACUGAGACACCUUAUCAGCCAUCCUGUGUUGUGAAUUCUUGGGGACAUUUUUCUCAGUGUGUGAAAAAUCGGUACAAAUAUCGGCGAAGUGACUACUCGAGUGAGAGUGAGGAAGAACAAAGUGUUCCGCAGUGGCCAAACAAAACGGAGAUCAUGCAGCCUCAGAAGAGUCACCUCCCAACGUGUGAUCUUAGUACACUGACUCCAGUGUUAAAACCAAAGGAUGCGGGGAAAAACGAAGUCAUUAAAAGUAUCACAUCGCGUACAAAAGACGGCAUCAAACCUACUGUAUUCAAAGAGAAAUUAGCAACAAUUCUUCGCUGGUUUAAUGAAUUUAAUGAUAUCCAGAAAAACACACUGAUCAGUCGGCUCCUGAAGGACUGUGAUUUACCCCAGAACCACCUUCUGUCCGUCAGGGUGUCCUCACAGCUACACAAAGGCUGCCCCCCAAACUGUCAGGACAUCAUCACCUGGCUACCAGCUACCAUAGCAACCAAAAUCAUGUCUUACCUGGACCCUGUUAGUUUGUGUCGUGCGGCCCAGGUUUGUCGGGUGUGGCGAUACAUUACUGAGGAUCCUUCUCUGUGGAGAAAAUUCUGUUGUCAACAGACAUGGAGGCUUUCUAAAGCAGCAGAACACAAACAAGUCAUCAGUCACAUGACCGGAGGCAGCAUCAUGUGGAAGAAGGUUUUUGCUGAGCGAUUCAGACUCCGAAACAACUGGCUGAGUGGGCGUUGUACUGUCAGGACAUUUGAAGGUCAUUCACAAGGUAUUUCCUGCGUACAAUUUGAUGACACCAGAAUUGUCAGUGGGUCUUCAGAUAAAACCAUUAAGGUGUGGAACAUCCGAACUAAUGCCCAGUGGUCAGUCCAAACAUUGGUUGGACACAGUGGAACAGUGCGCUGUCUUCACCUGGAAGGAAAACGAUUAGUCAGUGGCUCAACAGACAAAUCCAUCAAGGUCUGGGACUUGUCCACUCAGGAGAGCUGGUCCAGUAUAGCCUGUAAGGUGACCAUGAUUGGGCACACAGAGACCGUCAGGUGUCUACAGGUGGACGAUGAUAAAGUGGUCAGUGGAUCAUAUGACAAAACACUCAAAGUCUGGGAUAUCAGAAGUGGAGACUGCAGGAUUACUCUCAGGGGCCAUCAGGCAGCAGUAUUGUGUGUUCAUUUCAAUGACACCAAAUUAGUUUCUGGAUCCUGUGACAAGACCAUCAAGGUCUGGAAUUACGAGGGUGAGUGUUUGAGGACGUUGAUGGGACACCAGGAUGCCGUCACCUGUCUUCAGUUUGACUCCACACGGAUUGUGAGUGGCUCUCUGGAUUGUACCCUGAAGUUCUGGGAUAUCCACAGUGGGACCUGUGUGAACACCAUAGACUGGAAGGAUGCAGAGGGGCACACUGGGGUUGUCAGAUGUCUACAAGCAGACAGUUGGAGGUUGGUGAGUGCAGCAGAUGAUAAAACUAUCAAGGUGUGGAAUCUGGAGACGGGGGAGAGACUUGUUACACUGAGGAACCAUACUGACGGGGUGACAUGCAUGCAGUUUAAUGACUUCAUUAUCGUGUCAGGAUCCUAUGACAAGACAGUCAAACUGUGGGAUUUCAGCUGCUGUUAGCUAUCAGGGUCACAGAAAAAAAUGACAUAACUGGGGGAUUUCACCUGCUACUAGUUGUCAGGGUCAUACAAGAAAUGGCAUAAGUGUGGGAUUUCAGCUGCUGCUAGCUGUCAGGGUCACACAAAAAAUGGCCAAACUGUGGGAUUUCAGCUGGUACUAGCUGGAUUUAUAGGCUACUUCUCCAUUCGUUAUGAAGUAAACCACAAGAGAGAAUGUCGGAUUGUGGUAUUACUGCUGAUGUUAUUCAUCCAUUACACAGGCAUUAGAAAACUGUGUCAAUGGUAAUGAAUCACUAGAAGACCAUCUAUAUAGGGUUCUACAGCUAGUAUCAUUCAUUGGGAGGCAGCUGAAAGCAGGAGUGCCCUAGGAGUAGUGUAAGUUCAGAGAAGGAACUCUCUUGGUUUGCAGACUAGAUUCUUUUAGUUUGAACUGAAUUUGCAGUUGAAAGUGUCCUUGAGAAAAAUUUUGUAUGUAUCUUCAAAGUAUAAGAACAGGGUUUUUUGAGAAAGUAUUUUUAAGCUGUGAAAACCGUUUUAUUAUUACUAAGAGAAGAUUGUUAUGGAAUGAUAUCAGAUUGAUUUUGACUUUCAUUUUAAUUUGUAAUUUUAGCAUAAGAGUUGUCUCUCCUUUACAGUUGAUAGUUUUUAAUAUUUUUGAUAAUUGGUUGUGACGUACAUGAUUUUGUAUAUAAAUAGAUCUGUAAAAAGAGAGAGCAAACAGAGACUUCCACUUUCUGGAUUAAAAGUUUUUUGUUUUGAAACUGAAGGAGAAAAUCCAAAUCUGCAGGGAUUAUUUGUAUGUUAGCAGAUUUGUAUCCAUGGUUUAUUUAUUUUGAUCUCGUAGAUUUCAUGUGUUACCAUUUUGUAUUUCUUGGUUAGAUAGGUUAUAUAUGUUUUUUCAAGUUUAGCUAGUUUUCAAGUUUAGAUUGUUAUGUCCAAGAAUUUCAAGGAUCUCUUAAAAUUGUUUUGUGUCUUAUGUAUUAAUUCAUGAAUGAUAUGUUAAAAGUAUCUUAAAACAUACUGCCUAAAAAGGAUGUAGAGUGCAGAAUUCAUUUUUCCCCCAAGAAAUGCCAGGGAUAUACAUGUAUGUGCUAGAACAUGAAGAAGCAAAAAAAAAAAAUGCCAACAAACCAGACAAAAAUCGAACAAAACAAACAAAAUAAAUAAAACAAAGAAUGGCAUAUCCAAAAGUAUAAGGUAAUGAAUUGCAAUGAGACAAUGAAUAUUUUAUUUACAUCCCAUAAUUUAGAGUCCUCUUUGACCUUUGGCAUCAUCCUUGACCUUCAUAUUGAGGGAAAUUUUUAAUAAUCCUAGGAGAAAGAAAAAAAAUCUGAGAAAUAAUAAAUCUGACUUCGAUCAAGUCUGACAUUUGAUUUGCUUAAUAAUAGUACUGUAGGCUUGUAAUAAACUAGUUUCUCUAAUUUUUUAUAUGGAUUUUUACAAAACAUUAGGUUGUAGUCAUAUAGAGAAUGUUGUGAAUCCCACAUGUUGUGUUUGUAUUUUAUUUUUUGCUCAUUAAUACAGAAGACAAUUCUCAGUACAUUCUCUGUGAUAACCACAUUUACAGAAUUCUGGUUGUGAACUUGUGCUGUAUUGUAGUGAAUAGGAUAUUUACUGUAGGUUGUUAAUUGAAAUUGAAGUACCCGUGUAGUCUAAAUACACUCUUUAUUGAAUUUGUUUAUAGUAAUUUCUUUCUUUUUCCCUUGACAUCAUUAAUUUUCAGGAACUCAAGAAAAAUGUCCAAUGCUGUUAUGUUAUUAUGUAUGUGUUAAAAACAUAAUGUUGCUAAUAUUUAUUUUAUUUUCCUUAAUAUUUUAUAAGUUUUAUACUACUAAGUAACUCAAUUCUUCUGGAUUGUCAAAAACAUUGCCUUGAGACUAGAUUUUUGUAGAGUCUCUCAUAAUGGGAAUAUGAUGUUUUUCAUUCGUUUGGCUUAUCUUUUCUUCUGAAUUUUUAUUGCAUUUAUUUGCAUUUUAUUUGUAUUAAUGCGUUUUAAUGAUUUUAAUACAUGUAAUCAGAAAUUAAUAUGUUUGCUUUACGUGCACUUAGACUAUUGAUCUUCAUAAAGUGCAUGUAAAUACACAAUGCACUCAAAAGAAAAGCAUUUAAUUAAAUAAUUCUCCUGCCAUUUUGAUUGGUAUUAGUAUGCAUCAAUUGUCUAGUGAUUGUGAAAGUACAUGUAAUGUGUGAAUAAGCUGAGAUGUUGAAGUGUAGGACUGUAGCACAUUGGCCUGUAAAAGAUUUGGGGUAGUUUGCCAGCUGCCAGAUCUCAAUUCUUGGACAAGCUAGAGUUAUUUACAGUAAAUACACAUAGUAUUAGUUUCAAUAUUGAGAAUUUUGGUGACCCUCUAUAUUGAAAGGAAAAAGUAUAAAUGUAUACAGUUUCCAUUUCUGAAUUAGUUCAAUUAAUUCAUUUGCAUUGAAUUGUGAAUAGUUCAGUAUGAAAAUAAUGCGUUAUAGUGCAUAAUAAUAUAUUAUGGAUGUACAUGCAUCAAUUUCAUUUAUUGUAUUCAUAAGUAAACAAAAAUUCCUGACAUUUUAUAGAGCAUAAUCAAAAGAGACACAAUCUGUAAUUACAGGCAAAGUUAGAUUUCGUAAUUAGAAGAGUUUUAAUUACAUGACAGUGGCAAUGUCCUUGGAAGGGGCAAUGUUAAAGUUUUCUGAUGUGCAACAAUUGAUCAUGACAAUCUUUAGCCUUUCUUAUAUAUACACAUUAUUUUGAUGAGUACAAAAUUGGAAUUAAGUUUAUUAAUUAAAUAUAUUGGUUUCACAGACCUAAAAAUGUGUUCUAAAAAUGAGAUGUUUUUUCUCAUUAAUCACAUUUAUGUCAAUUUCCUAUGUUUUAAAUUAAGAUGUUUAAUUGAAAGUUAUUCUUGGGAGGAAACUUUAUAAGUAUUCAUCAAUGGUAUUUUUAAGGCUAACC
Messenger RNA from Saccostrea echinata, 5416 nucleotides. RefSeq names its product beta-TrCP-like. Gene Ontology annotation, molecular function: protein binding. Gene Ontology annotation, cellular component: nucleus. The transcript is spliced from 15 exons. Lineage: Eukaryota; Metazoa; Mollusca; Bivalvia; Ostreida; Ostreidae. Bases 401 to 2494 code for a protein of 697 amino acids. The record is from RefSeq and is a predicted model, not a curated record.